AUGUCUCCACUUAUGUACAGCCCGCAGAUCCUGAUAUACUCGCAAUGGCAAAUGUCCCCAGACUUUCCCGAAGUCGCACUGAGCAGCAUGCGAGUCGGCCGAAAUCGCGCGGCUGCAGAUCCGGAAAUUCGUCGUAUCGCUCGAUCCAGUCGAAAGUCUCAGGAUCUGACACUGACUCUGGCUCGUUAA
Penicillium manginii is the source of this 189-nucleotide messenger RNA. RefSeq lists its product as uncharacterized. Bases 1 to 189 code for a protein of 62 amino acids. NCBI's taxonomy places the organism in Eukaryota, Fungi, Ascomycota, Eurotiomycetes, Eurotiales, Aspergillaceae. The record is from RefSeq and is a predicted model, not a curated record. The transcript is spliced from 2 exons.